Molecule: messenger RNA, 1683 nt
Organism: Lathyrus sativus (Indian pea)
Lineage: Eukaryota; Viridiplantae; Streptophyta; Magnoliopsida; Fabales; Fabaceae
Source: the annotation of a GenBank genome assembly
AUGGCUUCACGCAGACUCGUAUCGUCUCUGAUUCGAUCUUCUCUUCGUCGAUCCUCAUCGAAACCCUCAAUUUCCGCCUCAACUUCGAGGCUCACUUCUCAAUCCCGUGGUUCACCUUGCGGCUACCUUCUUAACCGCGUAGCCGAUUACGCUACUUCGGCCGCAGCCGCUGCUGCUCCUCCACCCCCGCCUCCAGCGAAAAAGGAGGUUCCCGGAGGCGGUAAAAUCACCGAUGAGUUCACUGGUAAGGGUGCGAUCGGGCAUGUUUGUCAGGUUAUUGGUGCCGUCGUCGAUGUCAGAUUCGAAGAGGGUUUGCCUCCGAUCUUGACUGCUCUUGAGCUUUUGGAUCAUGAAACACGUUUAGUGUUGGAAGUUGCUCAGCAUUUGGGUGAGGGAGUUGUCAGAACUAUUGCUAUGGAUGCUACUGAAGGUGUCGUUAGAGGGUGGCGUGUGCUCAACACUGGAUCCCCUAUCAGUGUUCCUGUCGGUAGGGCAACCCUUGGCCGUAUCAUGAAUGUUAUUGGAGAGCCUAUUGAUGAGAAGGGUGAAUUGAAAACCGAGCAUUUUUUGCCCAUCCAUAGAGAAGCCCCUGCUUUUGUAGAGCAAGCAACUGAACAGGAGAUUCUUGUUACUGGUAUCAAGGUUGUUGACCUGCUUGCACCAUACCAAAGAGGAGGAAAGAUUGGGUUGUUUGGUGGUGCUGGUGUUGGAAAGACUGUGCUUAUUAUGGAACUUAUCAACAAUGUUGCUAAGGCUCAUGGUGGUUUCUCUGUGUUUGCUGGUGUUGGAGAACGAACUCGAGAGGGUAAUGACCUGUACAGAGAAAUGAUUGAGAGUGGUGUCAUUAAGCUGGGUGACAAGCAGAGUGAAAGCAAAUGUGCUCUUGUGUAUGGUCAAAUGAACGAACCCCCUGGUGCCCGUGCCCGUGUUGGUCUUACUGGACUUACUGUUGCUGAGCACUUCCGUGACGCCGAAGGGCAAGAUGUGCUUCUUUUCAUUGACAACAUUUUCCGUUUUACUCAAGCUAACUCGGAGGUGUCUGCUUUACUUGGUCGUAUCCCAUCUGCUGUUGGUUACCAACCAACAUUGUCCACUGAUCUUGGAGGUCUUCAAGAGCGUAUUACAACCACCAAAAAGGGUUCAAUUACCUCUGUCCAAGCUAUCUACGUGCCUGCUGACGAUUUGACAGAUCCUGCUCCUGCCACUACCUUUGCUCACUUGGAUGCCACAACAGUGCUGUCACGACAGAUCUCUGAGCUUGGUAUCUAUCCCGCCGUCGACCCUUUGGAUUCUACAUCUCGUAUGCUUUCCCCACUUAUUUUGGGUGAAGCCCACUAUGAAACCGCUCGUGGUGUACAGAAAGUACUACAAAACUACAAGAAUCUUCAAGAUAUCAUUGCAAUUUUGGGAAUGGAUGAGCUCAGUGAAAACGAUAAAAUGACCGUUGCCCGUGCCCGUAAAAUUCAGCGAUUCUUGAGCCAGCCUUUCCAUGUCGCAGAAGUCUUCACUGGUGCCCCCGGCAAAUAUGUUGACUUGAAGGAGAACAUUGCUAGUUUCCAGGGUGUGUUGGAUGGCAAGUACGAUGACCUUUCAGAGCAGUCUUUUUACAUGGUUGGUGGUAUUGAAGAGGUCAUUGCAAAGGCAGAGAAGAUUGCCAAGGAAUCAGCAGCAUCUUCAUCUUAA